AUGACCACGUCACUAAGUGGCGAUCCAUAUGAUGAACAUAUUCCAAUAUUUUCGAGUGACCAUUUCAAGUUUCCCAUUAAUGCUAACAAUGGGUCAGAAAGCAACCGAGUUAUAAAAUUACUACGCACCAGUGAUGCUUAUAUCUCGAAGAGCAAAGAUGACCUACUUCACAGGUAUACGUUGCUCUCGUAUGCAUUGAAAUGCUUGGAAUUUAUUCUACAUCAUUACUCGGAAUAUCUCACUCCACAGCUUGAGCUGCUCACUUACUUGAAAAUAGCUAUUGCAUUAGUUGAAAGCGAAGUUCCAGAAAAAGCGGAGGCCUAUCUAUUGCGACUGUUGAAAUUGUCAAAGAGAAACAACCUCGUAUUGAUAUCCUUCGUCAGCGAGUUUAUAGGAGGACAAAUACUCGCCAAAAACAAUCCAAAAUUGUCCAUAAGCUAUGUCGAAGAAAAAAUAACGAGAUAUGAUGAGCUUGGACUUCACCAACUUUCGGACCUAUUCCGAGUGCUCAAAGUGACCUCGUAUAUGCAUUUUAAUCCAAUAGGGGCUACAAAUGCCUUGCUUACACUCAGUGAACGACAUUCUGUCGAUCCAUUUUUAAGAGGCAUAAGCUUGUUGUACCUUUGCAAUGUCUUAUCAUACACCGACCCGGCAUACGAUUGCAAAGAAAAAUUAGACAAGGCUCAAGAAUUAUUGUUUAAGAACAAGAGAUCCCCGAUACAACUUAGAGCUAUGCUUCUACUUCUCAAGUUUUCCAUUUUAGUGAAAAGUGGCAGCCACGAAGAGUCGGAAAUUGUAAUGAACGAACUUAACGUUUUAGUGUCUGCCCAACAUAGCGAGAAGUGGGUUGAAUGGAAAGAGACAGGUACUUUUCAGAUUGAGCUACCUCUACCAAUUAGUGAUGGGGAGAUCACCACUAUAUUCUGCGAAGCAUCGUGGUUGACGUCCAAUGAGUUUGUUAUUAUUUACUACGCAUUGACCGCUCUUAAAAUGCUUGUACAUAACCCAAAAGGUAACGCAUCCUCAAGGGCCCUACAAUAUUGCAGGGAUCUUAUUGAUAACGAAAUUCAACAGUCUUCGUCAAACGGCGUAUUGAGUUCACGGAUAGCACACUUGAGAGAUACAAUAAUUGUGUACCAGGCGUGGUCCAGUUUCCUCAAAGAGAAGCCCAAUUUCAACUCAGAAAUUGAAGAAAUCGUUCGUGUCCACAAUCGAAAUGAAUUAAAAGACAUAAAGCUGCUCGUUACAGAUGAUACAAUCAGCAAUAUUCUAUAUCUCUUUGGGAUCUCUAGCCUAGCGGAUAAACAUCGAGAAACGGCAGAAUACUACUUCCUGCUAUUGAAAAACAGAAAAAGCGUCGAUGCUAACGUAGGCAAUGAAUGCAUGCGAGCUUACUCUGUGCUAGCACCUCCACAUUUGAGUGGAAUAAGCAAGACUGACGAGCUCAAGGUAUUUUCAACGAUCCACUUAUUACUGUUAUCCGAGUAUCAUGCAACGAAACCUGGCAUUAAUGAUGCCCCGGCGGCAGAAAACUUAGCCUUGAUGUACAUGGAUUUGGACUGCUACGCAAGAAACUUCAAACCUCAAGCUUUCAGUCACAAUGAACUCUCUCGCUGUAUGCCUUUAAUCACUUACUGGGCACUCAAGGAAUUAUUCAGCACGAACAGCAGUGAUUUAGUACUGAACCUUGAAACCAAAAAUUUGGAGGAAAUAUCAAAUUCAGAAUCAGGUCUUGCGUUUACUUCCAUUCUAAAUUUUCUACUCUUCAGGAGAUUUCACGGUGACACGGAAGUGAGCAAGAGAUAUCUUGAGCGAACAUUAAACUCUGUGAAAGGGUCGCUUAUGCUGAGAAUUCAGCGAUCGCUAAACAGGUUUCUCUUGACAUCUUUGAUCGAAGAAUUGAACAGCCAUGCUGAUCAGGAGCUUUAUGAAGAGAUAAAAGUACGGCUAGAUUUUGUGUCCAAUAAUCAAUAA
Messenger RNA from Meyerozyma guilliermondii ATCC 6260, 1974 nucleotides. RefSeq lists its product as uncharacterized. Gene Ontology annotation, biological process: mitotic sister chromatid cohesion. The transcript has a single exon. Bases 1 to 1974 code for a protein of 657 amino acids. NCBI's taxonomy places the organism in Eukaryota, Fungi, Ascomycota, Pichiomycetes, Serinales, Debaryomycetaceae. The record is from RefSeq and is a predicted model, not a curated record.